AAGCCCUCUUCUCUCGUCUGUUAAUAUAUCAUUUUCCGUCCCCUAAUUGAAAUUUCAAAACUGAAGGUAAAGUGAGAGUUCUCUCUCUCUCUCCGUGUUUGGGAGCUGAGAAAGUUGAACUCCCAAGAAAUUUCAAUUUCCCUCAACUAAUGAAAAUUUUCUGUUUGUUUUCGUAUCCUUGAGUUUGAAAUUACUUUGGCAGUAAUGUCCCUCCUCAGUAGAUUCUUCUACCGAAGGCCUCCCGAUGGAUUGCUUGAAUUUGUCGACAGAGUAUAUGUUUUUGAUUCUUGCUUUUCAACUGAAGUUUUACCUGAUGGAAUGUAUCAAAUAUAUCUACAUGAAAUUGUUGCUGAAUUGCAUGAGGAAUUUCCUGAUUCAUCUUUUCUCGCUUUUAAUUUUCGUGAGGGUGAAAAAAGGAGCCAGUUUGCUGAAAUUUUAUGCCAAUAUGAUGUCACUGUCAUGGAUUAUCCACGACAGUAUGAGGGUUGCCCUCUUCUUCCUUUGUCUUUGAUUCAGCAUUUUCUUCGUGUUUGUGAGACUUGGCUUUCCAUUGGGAAUCAUCAGAAUAUUAUCCUUUUCCAUUGUGAGAGGGGGGGUUGGCCUCUUUUGGCCUUCCUUUUAGCUAGUUUCUUGAUUUUUAACAAGUUGCAUACUGGUGAACGAAGAACUCUUGAGAUUGUGCAUCGAGAGGCUCCUAAAGGCUUCUUGCAGCUUUUGUCACCUCUCAAUCCUUUCCCAUCUCAGCUUCGUUACCUGCAGUAUGUAGCCAGAAGAAAUAUAACACCUGAGUGGCCUCCUCCAGAACGUGCACUUUCUUUGGAUUGUGUUAUUAUUCGUGCCAUUCCAAGCUUCGACUCUGAAAAUGGGUGCAGGCCAAUCAUUCGUAUUUUUGGUAGGAAUUUCCACACAAAGCGUGGGCUUUCGACCCAUAUGCUCUUCUCAAUGUCCAAGAAGAAGAAGGCCACCCUUCGGCAUUAUCGCCAGGCAGAAUGUGAUGUGAUUAAGAUUGACAUUCAGUGUAUGGUGCAAGGAGAUGUUGUAUUGGAGUGUGUGCAUCAGGACUUGGAUCCAGAAAGGGAGGUUAUGAUGUUUCGCGUAAUGUUUAAUACUGCGUUUAUUCGAUCUAAUAUAUUAAUUCUCAAUUCUGAGAACUUGGACAUUCUUUGGGAUUCAAGGGAACGAUAUCCCAAAGGCUUUCGGGCAGAGGUUUUGUUUGGGGAGGCAGAGAAUAUAUCCCCACCGAAGGCUCCAACUACAAUUUUAAAUGGUGAGGAGAAAGGUGGAUUGCCAAUUGAAGCUUUUUCUAGGGUUCAAGAACUUUUCAAUGGGGUCGAGUGGGUUGAUCACAAUGAUGACGCUACCUUGUGGUUACUUAAACAACUUUCUGUCUUAAGUGAUGCCAGAGAAUUUUCAAGAUUGCAAAAUAGAGGCAGUUCAUAUGCAUCACCUAUUGACUCUGAAGAAGAAUAUAAUGCUUCUAGUGCUGCUGAUAGUUCAGACGAAGCAUUUGAUCUUAUUCCCAAAACUUCUGCCGAUUCAGUUCUCUCACCUAUUGACGGUGAUGGUCUUCAUGAUUCAAAUAAUGUUUCAGAACCUCCAGCGCAAAUUUCCAUUGAAACUAUUCCAUCCUCCCUUCCUCAGCAGCUAUCAUUUCCAAAUGAAGCAACUCCUCCUCCUUCAUCACCUCCAACUCUCCUUUCCCCAUCUGUUGCACAACUGCCCCCGCCUCCUCCCCCGCCUCCCCCACCACCAUGUCUUGGUCUCUCAAGUAACAUUAAUAGACCUCAGUCACCUCCUUUGCCACGUCUUCCCAGUGUUUCGAACAGAGAUUCUACCACAUUUCCAGCUCUCACUACUAAUAGAAAUCCUCAGCCACCUCCUUGUCCACCUCCACCUCCAACCUUCAAUAAAUCUGUUUCUUCAGCACCUCCAAUUGGUGGAGGUCCUCCACCUCCACCUCCACCUCCACCACCUCCUCCUAACUUUUCCAUUAAAGAUUCCUACACACCACCUCCUUCUACCAGCAAAGGUCCACCAUUGCCUCCACCACCACCACCACCACCACCACCACCACCACCACCACCUUUCAGUUCUUCUAAAGGACCCAGUCCCCCUCCAGUUCCUCCACCUCCUCCUCUUCCUUCAAUAUCAAACCCAUCAUUGUCGCCACCAUCACGGCCACCACCGCCACCGCCACCACCACCACAGCCACCAUCCUUGAUCAGUUCAACUAAUAGUCUACGGCCUCCACCUCCACCACCACCGCCACCACUGCCGCCAUCUCAGACACUGUCUUCACGCUCAAACUUCUCUUUGGCAGCGGCACCGCCGCCUCCACCUCCUCCACCUCCUUUGGGUCGAAACCCUAGUAAUACCAUGAAGACACCUUGCCCCCCUCCUCCUCCUCCCCCUCCUUCAGGACCUAUGCGGCCUAGUUCAGUCCCACCACCUCCAUCAUCAGCACCCAAUCCUCCUGCUCCCCCUCCACCACCAGGUCGCAACACAGCACCAGGUCCACCACCACCACCCCCUCCUGGAGCCAAGGCCUCUAGUGUGCCACCACCGCCACCUCCAUCUAUUGGAAGGGGAAAAGCUUCUUCAGGGCCUAGUGGCCAUGGAAGAGGUCGGAGUACUGGUGGGACAGGUAAUGCGCCUAGGAAAACUUCACUAAAACCUUUACAUUGGGUGAAAGUUACUCGAGCAAUGCAAGGGAGUUUGUGGGCAGAUUCACAGAAGCAGGAAAAUCAGUCAAGGGCCCCCGAAAUUGAUAUAUCAGAACUUGAAAGCUUGUUCUCAGCUGCUUCUGUUUCAGAUGGAAGUGGUAGUAAUAAAGCUGGAGUACGACGUGGUUCUAACAUUAACAAACCUGAGAAAGUGCAAUUAGUUGACUUGCGUAGGGCAUAUAAUUGUGAAAUAAUGCUCACAAAGAUAAAAAUACCUUUGCCGGACAUGAUUAAUGCUGUUCUGGCUUUGGAUUCUUCAUCUUUAGAUAUUGAUCAGGUUGAGAAUCUCAUCAAAUUCUGUCCCACCAAGGAAGAAAUGGAGACGCUGAAGAAUUAUACUGGUGACAAGGAAAUGCUGGGGAAGUGUGAACAGUUUUUCCUGGAGCUGAUGAAGGUUCCGCGAGUAGAAGCUAAGCUUCGAGUAUUUGCCUUCAGAAUCACAUUUUCUAGUCAGGUGGAAGAUUUAAGAUGUCACCUAAAAACUAUUAAUGGUGCUGCUAGAGAGGUAAAAGAAUCUGUGAAAUUGCGUCAGAUAAUGCAAACAAUUCUGACUUUAGGAAAUGCUUUGAAUCAGGGCACUGCAAGAGGAUCUGCUGUUGGAUUCAAAUUGGACAGCCUUCUUAAGUUAUCUGACACUCGUGCAAGAAAUAACAAAAUGACUUUAAUGCACUACUUAUGCAAGCUCCUUUCUGAGAAGAUGCCAGAGUUGCUAGAUUUUGAUAAGGACCUUGUACAUAUAGAAGCAGCCUCAAAGAUUCAAUUGAAAAACUUGGCUGAAGAAAUGCAAGCUGUGAGUAAAGGUCUUGAAAAGGUUGAGCAAGAGCUUGCUGCUUCAGCAAAUGAUGGUGCUAUCUCUGCAGGCUUUCAAAGGGUGUUGAAGAACUUUCUUGAUACUGCCGAAGCUGAAGUGCGGUCGCUUAUCUCCUUGUAUUCUGAAGUGGGAAGAAAUGCAGAUUCAUUGUCCCAGUACUUUGGAGAGGAUCCAGCUCGUUGUCCCUUUGAGCAAGUGACACAAACCUUGGUCCUUUUUGUGAAGAUGUUCAAUAAGUCACGAGAGGAGAAUGAAAGGCAGGCUGAGGCUGAAAAGAAGAAAUUGGAGAAGGAAGCUUUGAAAGAAAAGGCAGCUGCUAAUUUACCUGCAAAGAAAGAUGGUAUUGACAAUGACAAGUUAAAACCUGGUUUUCAAAUCCAUAAACACCCAUCGUAAUUUUCCUCCAGUGGCACCCAAUUGGAGAUCUGCUCAUGUUAGAACUGUACUCUUUGCUGUUAGUCAUGCAUGAUAAUCACAGCUCCUCGAGAUAAUGGGGCCACAAAUUCCAUGUUGAAUUAGGUCGAGCUGCAACCUGUAAUGUUUAGUAAAUUUGCUUGUAAAUCCAGCAAUUUCAUGGCAAGUUUCUCUUCUCUGGGUUAUACUCAUUUUGUUACAGAUGAAUGACCCGAAGAUUGUAAGUAAUGCUUUGAAUGGCAUAUACAUUGCAGAAAAAUAUAUUGAAUGUUGUAGAUAAUGUUAUGAAACGAGGGAAAUUUUUGCCUA
Molecule: messenger RNA, 4257 nt
Organism: Hevea brasiliensis (rubber tree)
Lineage: Eukaryota; Viridiplantae; Streptophyta; Magnoliopsida; Malpighiales; Euphorbiaceae
Product: formin-like protein 14
Exons: 17
Coding region: 205-3930 (1241 amino acids)
Source: RefSeq, a predicted model, not a curated record